AUGCAACACCCAUAUACCGUAUUCAGCCUUAUGAGGGAUACGCCAAAAGGAGUCAGAAAUCCUGCGUCGACGAACAUGGUCGACGUCGUUAAUGUAGAGCAGAAGAUGUUUGAAUUAGAAGCCAAAGGAGAUAUGCUCCCUUCGGACUUACCUGUACCAAGUCUGUGCGCUCGAAACGCCUUGGCGCCCACCAGCCUGCCCGAACAAUUCAAACACUGCGUUUCGCCGCUCGUGAGUGCCCCGAGGCGGAAACAAAAGGUGAGUAAUACAUUUUCCAGAGUCAUUCCUUUUUUAAAAGUGACAGACCGAGGCGCAGAAAGAUUGUUACCUUCACGUCGAGUCUGGGCAAUAAGCCGAAAGAAGCUGUCGUUAAUGUUCAUGACUGUUACGAGAAGAGCGUGGAACAGAGUGAAAUGUUGUCUCGCUGGUACUUUCUUUCAUCUCUGGCAUGUACCUUUUCGACUGCCAUAUUUGGGCACCUUGCCUAUUAGUUGCCAUGUCGGAAAAGAUGCUUGUCCCUCAACCUUGGCAGAUAUGUCCGAUGCAAUGAAUAAGAAAAGUUGUUCAUGUCUCGGACAUCAAGAGCUGAAGGCUAGCUUGGGAAUGUGUGAAUGCACCCUGGCUGUCCGAAGACAUGGAUACAGAGCGAGGCAGAAAGUGUGUACUGUGUACUCCGUAGCAAAGCCAGACCAAGAGAAUGCCGGACGUAGGGGCGCCCUGGGCAAUUUUGUCAAGACAUUAGAUCGAUAUUCUAUUGGCCCUUGGGAAAAGACCAGCGGACCAAUAGAAGAUGGAAUUAUAUCAAGCUAUCAAAUAGGGAAGGCGCUGGAACUUGGAAGGCUUGAUGCCAAGAAAGAGGCAACCUCGGAAGCGGAGGCUAGGGAACCGCUAGACGCUAGGGGCCGGGAUCGCCCCGAAGAAAACACGGUCACACGGGUCCCCGCCCCGAAGAAAACACAGUCGCACGGGUCCUCGCCCCUCUUUGAAUCAAUUCAUCAUUCUCAAGCAGCCAGCGGACAGACAGAGAAUCCAAUAUGA
Molecule: messenger RNA, 1038 nt
Organism: Letharia columbiana
Lineage: Eukaryota; Fungi; Ascomycota; Lecanoromycetes; Lecanorales; Parmeliaceae
Exons: 1
Coding region: 1-1038 (345 amino acids)
Source: RefSeq, a predicted model, not a curated record